Molecule: messenger RNA, 1071 nt
Organism: Closterium sp. Yama58-4
Lineage: Eukaryota; Viridiplantae; Streptophyta; Zygnematophyceae; Desmidiales; Closteriaceae
Source: the annotation of a GenBank genome assembly
AUGCUGAUUCAAGGUGCGACCUUCCUCCGACCUUCCUACACGGAGACGGUCGGCCAAAUUGGGGCCACUCGAAAGCGACGACGCAGCAACGACCGCCGACGCAGCAACGCGGCCUUGGACGCCCAAGUCGUUGUUAAGACGGCGUCGAAUGGAGAAGAAUGCCGCAUGGCGACGGCCCUUUGGACGGGACUCACGGCGCUUGGCGGCGCUUCUCCCUGCCGUCGCUUGGUGAUUUUUCCGUCGCUCUACCGUCGGCGACGAGGACUCUACCGUCAGUGGCGGACGGCGACGGCUGGCGUCACUUCGACCGUCGCGCGGAUCUCUUCGCGCAAGCCUGAGAAGGUGACCGUCAGCCAGCGCACGGGUGGCGAGGACGGAUGCCGAUGCGUGGAGACCGUGGGACGAGGCACGGCGACGCUUCUUCGGUCGCGCGUGGCCUCGUGGGCGCACGACGUGUUUCGCGGGCGAGAGGCGUUCCUCACGAGGCGUGUCUCGCGGGCGAGAGGCGUGUCUCACGGCGGGACACACACGGCGCUUCUCUCUGCGCUUGGCAGCAACAUCAACGUGCCAGGUGAGGUGAAGCAAACGGCGCUGGCGGCGACAAGGUACUUCUAUUCUCGUGGUAACCAGGAGGAGCGUGAGGUGGAGCAAACGGCGCUGGCGGCGACAAGGGACUUCUUUUCUCGUGGUAACCAGGAGGAGCGUGAGGUGGAGCAAACGGCGCUGGCGGCGACAAGGGACUUCUUUUCUCGUGGUAACCAGGAGGAGCGUGAGGUGGAACAAACGGCGCUGGCGGCGACAAGGGACUUCUUUUCUCGUGGUAACCAGGAGAAGCGUGAGGUGGAGCAAACGGCGCUGGCGACGACAAGGGACAACGGCUGCAGCCUUCUUCUCUCCUUUGCAGGAACGGCGGUCCGAGAGUGGGAGCUCGCGGCGAGCAAAGGAGGUAACGCGGGAGGUGGUCCCUUGCCUGGGGAAGCGGGGAUGGGAGCUCGCAUCGCGGGGUCGUGUGGCGAGGCUUCUUCGCGGCGGGGCAUCGGAGCACGGCGCACCGCGGCUCACGGUGCUUAG